Messenger RNA from Gavialis gangeticus (Gharial), 2240 nucleotides. RefSeq names its product cilia- and flagella-associated protein 52-like. The transcript is spliced from 14 exons. Bases 22 to 1896 code for a protein of 624 amino acids. Gene Ontology annotation, molecular function: protein binding. Gene Ontology annotation, biological process: cilium assembly. NCBI's taxonomy places the organism in Eukaryota, Metazoa, Chordata, Crocodylia, Gavialidae. The record is from RefSeq and is a predicted model, not a curated record.
UAGCGACCUCUGUACACAGCCAUGGCGGCGCCCCGGCAGGACGCGGAGCCUGAGGCUCAGGAGCUGGAGCAGGAGCUGGAGCUGCAGGCCGUCAUCGGCUUCAAUGGGCAUAUCCACGCCGGUCUGACCUGCCACCCCGAUCGGGAGCACCUCAUCUAUCCGCUGGGCUGCACUGUGAUUAUUGAAAACUUGAACAACAGCCAGAGCUUCCUGCAUGGUCACACAAACAAUGUCUCCUGUGUUGCUGUGUCUCCGAGCGGACAUUACAUUGCUUCUGGGCAGGUCACCUUCAUGGGGUUCAAGGCAGAUAUCAUUUUGUGGGACUACGAGAAGAAAGAGCUGCUUGCCCGGCUGUCACUUCACAAGGGAAAAGUAGAAAAACUGGCCUUCUCUCCAAAUGACCUUUAUUUGGUGUCACUGGGAGGCCAGGAUGAUGGCAAUGUGGUCGUAUGGAGCAUAGCUAAGAGAGAUGCCAUCUGUGGCAGUCCUGCUUCAGCCCAAAGUGCUGGAAAUGCUACUGUCCUGGCUUUUUCCAGAUGCAGAGAUGAGAUGUUCGUUAGUGCUGGAAAUGGGACCAUUCGAGUAUGGGAACUGGAUUUACUAAACAGAAAAAUCAGGUCAACUGAAUGCCAAACGGGGCAGCUCAAGAGAGUGAUCACAUGUAUCAUGAUGGCAGAUGAUGAUAGUUACUUCUAUGUUGGGACUACAAGUGGUGACAUCCUGAAACUGAAUACAAAAAGCAAACUUAUGAGUGACUAUGGACCUAUGAAGGACAAGUUCAGCCAGGGAGUCACAGCUUUGCUUUUGCUGAAGACAGGAGAUUUAGUAGUCGGCACCGGAGGAGGGAUUAUAGCUCUCUUUAAAGGCUCAAACUACAAGUCAAUCAAGAAAAUUCAGGUCCAAGGUGGUGUCACUUCCUUGACACUCAGAGGUCAAGGUCAUCAGUUCUUUGCAGGAACAGAAGAGUCCCAGAUUUACCGAAUUAACUUCGCUGAGUUUAAAGAGAAAUGCAUUGCCACCUGUCAUAACGAAGCAAUUAAUGACAUCAUUUUUCCCCUGGGAACUUCUGACUUGUUUGCUACCUGCUCCAAGAGUGACAUCCGUGUGUGGCACACCCCAGAAAACAGGGAGCUUUUACGAAUCACUAUCCCCAAUAUGACUUGCCAUGCCAUUGAAUUCAUGAGGGAUGGCAAAAGCAUUAUUUCAGCUUGGAAUGAUGGGAAAAUCCGUGCCUUCACACCAGAGACUGGUCGAUUGAUGUAUGUGAUUGACAAUGCGCAUAGUUUGGGAGUCACAGCCAUCGCUGCUACAAGUGAUUGUAAAAGGAUCAUCAGUGGAGGAGGUGAAGGGCAGGUGAGGGUGUGGGAAAUUGGCCAGAACACACGCAAGCUAGGAGGAGUUUUGAAGGAGCACAUCUCUGCUGUGUCUUGCAUUAAGAUUAAGAAGAACAACCUGGAGUGUAUCACAGCCAGCCUCGAUGGAACAUGCAUCAUCUGGGAUCUCGUACGUCUUAUAAGGAAUCAGAUGAUCCUGGCCCACACUUUGUUCCAGUGUGUUUGUUACCAUCCUGAAGAGUUCCAGAUAAUCACAAGUGGAACAGACAGAAAUAUUGGAUGGUGGGAGGUAUUUGAUGGUUCUGUGAUCAGAGAACUGGAAGGCUCUGUGAAAGGUUCCAUUAAUGGGAUGGACAUUACAUCUGAUGGGACUCACUUUGUUACAGGCGGUGAUGACCAUCUGGUGAAAGUGUGGGAUUACGAUACAGGUGAGGUGACUCAUGUUGGUGUGGGUCACAGCGGCAGCAUCAGGCGACUCAAGAUCUGCCCUGGGAACAAGUACAUCGUGAGUGUGAGUGCAGAUGGUGCUAUCCUGCGAUGGAAAUACCCACACUCACACUAACAGUUGGCACAGAAACUAUAAUACCAGUUUUUGAAAAGUUGACUCUAUUUAGAAAUGUGCAAAAAAUCCUACUACUAGGGAAGGGUUAUUUUGAUAGUGUCCAGUGUGAAUUAGCCAGGCUCGUUUCCUUUCUAGUACCUGGUAAAACUGAUAGUUUCAGAAUACAAAGCACUCCUGUUGAUUUAAUUGCAGUUGGGGGCGCUCUCCUCUUCUGAAUAUCAGGCUCAGAAAGUUAUAUUACUGGUUGUGCCCUGUUACUAUAUUCUGGACAAUUCCAAGUCUCUCUCUCCCCCUUCUUCUUCACAAUGAAUAACUUGUUGUAUAAAUACAAUGUUCUGUGUUCA